AUGCCAUCUGUUCGACAAAAUGCAUCAAAGAGAUGUCGUUUCAUGUAUUACAAUUAUACUAUGAAGCAAAAAACUCAAGAUGGCGCCUUUUCCUGUCAUUUAAUAUGUCAUUCCAUUAUUCAGAAUUUGUUUUUGUAUGGGUAUGGUGCUAUAUUCAAUUUUCUUGGGAUACUUGCAACAGUUCUUAUCAAAGCAAACUUCGAUAUAAGUUUCUGCCAUCGUUGUAUGAUGCUAUUUUUAAUGAAAUCUAUUUGGCUACAAAAGAUGAGUCAGUUUUCCAAAGUAGAAACAAAGAACCAACAUUGAAAGAUUCCAGAAAAACAACAUUGAAGGCUUCUGACCCCGUUUUGACACUUUUCUGGUUUAAUAUUAAAUAAAAGAGUUUUAUUUAAUGCUAUUUUAUGUGGUGGACUUUGUCAUUAGAAGGACCUUAACGGAUUGAAAGCAUUAUGUAAUAGUGUAUUUAUUUAAGAGCAUUUUCAAU
This is a messenger RNA of Lactuca virosa, 484 nucleotides long. Lineage: Eukaryota; Viridiplantae; Streptophyta; Magnoliopsida; Asterales; Asteraceae. The record is from the annotation of a GenBank genome assembly.